This is a messenger RNA of Acanthosepion pharaonis, 909 nucleotides long. The record is from the annotation of a GenBank genome assembly. NCBI's taxonomy places the organism in Eukaryota, Metazoa, Mollusca, Cephalopoda, Sepiida, Sepiidae.
AUGAAAGCUGUUCAAUAUUUGAUAUCUAUUUCCUCACUUUUGAUGUGGCCCUUUUACCAGCUCUGUCAAAAAGACAAGAGGGAGCUUUUUAACACUUAUCUCCCUCUCCAUAAUGAUACCCAAGACAAUUGCAGCACAUGGCUACUAUAUCUAAUGUCUGUCAAUGCAGAUGAGGUGAAAAACAUUUGCUUUUUUCUGCACAUUUUCAUAUCUUCACAUUUCUUUGCCUCUUCCUCGUUUUUCAUCACUUGUUCUUCAAUAUUAUUGUCUUUCACUUCCUUCUUUUUUUUCUCUUUUAUUUAUCAUUAUAAACUUUUUUCUUGUCUUACUCCCAACACAAAAUUUGUACACACUUUCUUUUUCAAACUUUCACCUUUUCCUGCCAAUUCUACUUUCUCCACUUCUGCCUUCCUCCCUCUGCCUGUUCUCACUCCUUCAUUUUUCUUUUCUUCUUUUUUCUCCUCUCCUUCAUUUUCCUUUCUGUCAUCUUUCUUUCAUUCUUUGUCUCUUCUUUUUCAUUCUCCUUCCUUCUUUUAUCAAUAUUUUUCUCCUCCCCUUUAUUUUCUCUUUCAUCAUCUCUCUUUUUUCUUUUUCUCCUUUCUUUCACUUUCUCUUCCAUCAUGUGUCUUUCCCUCUUUUUAUCCUCCACUUCAUAUUCAUUCUUUCUUUUCUUGUUUCUCUUUUCCUUCAUCUUCCUUCAUUCUACUUUCCUUCAUUCUUAUUUCUUUUAUCUUUCUUUUUCUCCUCCUCUUCAGUUUCCUCAUCUCGAAUCCUUAUAUUUUUUUUCAUUUACCUCUUUUUUUACCUCUUUUCAUUCCUCCUCACCUUACAUCUUUUUUGUUCUUUUUGCUUUUUCUUCCUCAUUCUCUCCUUCUUCCCCAAAAGCCAACAGACAAAUCUAUUGAUUAG